Megalobrama amblycephala (Wuchang bream) is the source of this 1046-nucleotide messenger RNA. Its product is annotated as PHD finger protein ALFIN-LIKE 1-like. Bases 807 to 1034 code for a protein of 75 amino acids. The transcript is spliced from 3 exons. NCBI's taxonomy places the organism in Eukaryota, Metazoa, Chordata, Actinopteri, Cypriniformes, Xenocyprididae. The record is from RefSeq and is a predicted model, not a curated record.
UAUGCCUGUAUUUAGUUUAUUAUGCCUGAAUUUAUUCAGUUGAAUUGUGCCAACACAAAUUAGCUUAUGUCCAAACUUGAUGCCUCAUAUUACUGCAUUUUUAUUUUUUAGCAUUAUUAUUAUAGCAAAAAUACAGAGAUGACAUGUUUAUGAUAUACAACAACAGUAUACAAAAUGUAUUAACAAUGUUCACUGUUUCCAAAGUAGCCUACACAUGAUAAAAUUUGAGUUCCUCAAAUUAUUGUCACAAGGGAAACAGAUACUAUGUUAUAUUUUGUUCCUUAUAUAAAAUAAAAAUGAAUAAAUAUAUAUGGAUACAAUUAUAUGUUGUCAUUAUUGCCUUCUUUAAUAUUUUUCACAUGCAAAAUGCAAGGGUGCAAUAUAACAUUCUUAACAAAAUUAAUGUGUAAUUUCAAAGGGCACUAAUGAAAUCAAUCAAUCAAGAAGAAAAAGUGUUUGGAGGCAACAAGGUAUUUUUCAUGCAACACAAUCAGAUGUAGUGUUAUUGUGAAACAUGUAUGCUUGAAAGAAAACUCUUGUUUGUAGAGCCCUGAUGAUGGCAAAAAGGUGUCUCAGUUUCACACUGGGUUUGUGAAAGCCUGCCUCACCCACUUCAGAGGGACACUAUUUCAUGUGGCGUGUUUGCUUUGAAGGUGUGAUAGCAUUAUAUAAAAAUAUUAAAUGUCCAUUGAAAUGGUACAAUACUUUAAAGUUAAUUUGUCUUAUUACUUCAGUUUGCAGAACACAUUCUGCAAAAUUCUACAAUAAACUUCUCCAGUGAGCCACAAGACAUAACACGGUCCAGAAUGGAGAUUGCUUUAACACUGCUACACCAAUCUGAUGACCUAAGUGAACUGUGCCACUAUUGUGGAGAGGCAGAAACAUUUGAAGACACUGGAGGAGAGACUGAAACAUUUGAAGACUCUGAAGUUCUUUGGAUUGCUUGUGACUACUGCGGGCGGUGGUUCCACUUAAAAUGUGUGGGCAAUCCAUCUACAGAGAAAGAAUACAAAUGUGUUUCUUGCAAUAAAUGACUCAGUUAUGAA